AUGUCGACCUCCUCACACGUCCCGGAGAACGCCGUGCCUGACACGCAACUAGGACUCAGCAACGAAGAGAUACAACUACUACGACAUGGCCAGCAAACCGUGGCGGCCGCAGGAGGGGGCGGCGGUGGCGGAUCGACCUCGUCCCGCGCAGCGAGCCGUGCCUCGUCCCAAGGUCUGCUCGUCAUGGACCCUUCCUCUCUGGCCGCUCUAGGCCGGCACUUCGACCGGGUCAUGCAGCGCAUCCAGCAGCAGCUCGAGUACCUAAUAGAGCAGUCGCAGCAGGUCAACCUGGAGGUGUACGACCGCGCGGGAAACCUGGUCGAUAACGCCGACAGGGAGAUUGCGCGGUACCAUAGCCUCAUGGCCCAGAUCGACGAGCUCGAGCUGGAUUUUGACCGCAUAGCUCAUAUUCGGGAGAUUGUGGCAGGGUUUCGGCAGCGCGCCGAGGACUUGGAGCGCGAGCUGGAAAGGUCGGGGAGUGGCUCGUCGCGCAGGGAUCGCCAUGGACAUGGACACCGGCACUCGUCGCAUCGCAGUCAUGGACAUCAUUCGAGCUCUGGGAGGCAAAGGAGUUGAGCCAGCCGGAAUCAGGAAGAACCAGAAAUUCAAAGGUGGAUUGUUCUGGCAGAUCGCUCACUCAUUGACGGGCUAUAUUGCGGACCACAACCCCAAUGGAACUGGAAGAAGGAGAUAACCAAAAGAGGACGAUGAUACGCAAGUUAAUCGCAAUGGACUCAACAACUACAACCACACAUCAACGAAAAAAGUCGGAGGAAAUCCAUCCUCCAUGUUAUGAAACGAAUAGAAGGACCAGGUCCCGCGACCAUAGGCAAAAACAUGUUAUGAAAUCAUUUGGGCGUUAGGGGUAUCAUCAGGGAGCAUAGCUAGCGAAUUUGAUGUACACGUGUUUAAGCUCUCGCCAUUUAUGAACAUCAAAGUUGGGG
This is a messenger RNA of Neurospora tetraspora, 944 nucleotides long. RefSeq lists its product as uncharacterized. Gene Ontology annotation, biological process: endosome organization. The transcript has a single exon. Bases 1 to 576 code for a protein of 191 amino acids. Gene Ontology annotation, cellular component: BLOC-1 complex. The record is from RefSeq and is a predicted model, not a curated record. NCBI's taxonomy places the organism in Eukaryota, Fungi, Ascomycota, Sordariomycetes, Sordariales, Sordariaceae.